AUGAAGACUAUUGAAGGAAAAGAAGUUUGCUAUGAAAGGCUGGGAUGCUUCUCAGAUGACUUCUCAUGGAUGGGGACUUUGUCGAAACAUUUGACCGGUCUCCCCUGGUCUCCCGAAAAGAUAAACACCCGCUUUCUGCUCUAUACCAGACACAACCGCAAUGACUACCAGGAGAUCAGCGCAGUUAAUUAUUCAACUAUCCAAGCUUCCCAUUUUGGAAUACACAAGAGGACUCGGAUCAACAUUCCUGGGUGGAAAACCGAUGGCAAAUGGCAGAGGCACAUGUGCAAUGUGUUACUCCAAGUGGAAGAUGUGAACUGCAUUAACCUAGACUGGAUCAAUGGUUCGCUGCAGUACAUCCAUGCUAUCAACAACCUCCGUGUUGUCGCGGCCGAGGUGGCUUAUUUGGUCAGUAUUCUGGAGACAAAGUUUGGAUAUUCGCCUUCUAAAGUGCACCUGAUUGGCCACAGCUUAGGAGCACAUCUGGCGGGGGAAGCCGGGUCAAGAAUAGCAGGUCUCGGAAGGAUCACUGGGCUGGACCCAGCAGGGCCUUAUUUCCACAACACUCCUAACCUAGUCAGCCUGGACCCCUCAGAUGCUGAAUUCGUGGAUGUGAUUCACACAAACGCAGCUCGCUUAUUCUUUGAGUUGGGUAUUGGGACUACAAAUGCCUGUGGCCACCUUGACUUUUACCCAAAUGGAGGAAAGUACAUGCCUGGAUGCGCUGACUUAAUUGCACCAUUAUUUAAAUUGGAUUUCAGUAGAUAUAAUAAAGAAGCAACGUUCUUCUUGGACUGUAACCAUGCCCGGAGCCAUCGCUUUUACGCGGAAAGCAUCCUCAACCCUGCUGCGUUUAUUGCUUAUCCAUGUAGAUCCUACGAACAUUUCCAAGCAGGGAAUUGCUCCCAGUGCCCCAAAGAAGGCUGUCCAACAAUGGGUCAUUUUGCUGACAGAUUUCAUCUCAAAAACGUGAACCCUAAUGGGUCAUAUUAUUUUUUAAACACAGGCUCUCGUUCCCCAUUUGCCCGCUGGAGGCACAAACUGUCUGUCAAACUCCGCGGAAGCAAUGCCAUUCAGGGCAGCAUCUUUCUCCGUGUCGGUGGAACACUUGGGAAGACGGGGCAGUUGGAGGUAGCCAGUAGGAAACUCAAGCCAGGAGCGACUUACACAAAAUUAAUCGAUGCAGACGUUAAUGUUGGAAACAUUUCAAGUAUUGAGUUCAUGUGGAAGAAACAUAUAUUUCAACAUUCUCAGGAUACGUUGGGAGCAGAAAUGGUGAUAGAUGCAUCUGGAAAAUAUGGGUAUGAAUCUACCUUCUGUAGCCAGGACACCGUGGAUGCGAAUGUUGCCCAGACUCUGACCCCAUGCCAGUCCCAGAUGCCAUCCUCAGGGCUGUAUUCAGUGGGAACUGUCACGGGGGAGAGGACUGUCCCUUGA
This is a messenger RNA of Echinops telfairi (small Madagascar hedgehog), 1437 nucleotides long. RefSeq names its product pancreatic lipase related protein 3 (gene PNLIPRP3). The record is from RefSeq and is a predicted model, not a curated record. The transcript is spliced from 12 exons. NCBI's taxonomy places the organism in Eukaryota, Metazoa, Chordata, Mammalia, Afrosoricida, Tenrecidae. Bases 1 to 1437 code for a protein of 478 amino acids. Gene Ontology annotation, molecular function: triacylglycerol lipase activity; protein binding. Gene Ontology annotation, biological process: lipid metabolic process.